CGGUCCCUACCUCGCUCGUCCUCCCCCUCUUCGUCUCCUCCCGCCUCCACGCCGUCUUUAUAACCCCCGCCCACCCGCGCAGGCGCGCUCCCCCCCCCCCCCCCCCCCCCCCCCCCUCCCCAAUCAGACGGCGCGGCACUUGGCCCCACGGCGAGCUAUCUAUCUAGGUCACGAGGAAUCCACUUCCCGACUGCCGUUAGGCUGGCCGGCUGGCUUGCUGCCGCCGACAGCCUUGGCGAGCCGCAGUCCUGAUAGGCGCCCCUCCUCCCGGCGAUGGGGGGCCGCAAUCAGCGAUGGCCGACGAAACGCCACCACGACGCCUCGUCGAACCCUCGCCCCCCGCCUCCGUAUUCCGGAUACAGUCAUGUGGAUAAUCAAUGCCAAGUCCCAUUAUGGGAAAGGGAGUUUUGCAGUCUUGUUGGUGGCAUUUCGUGGCAGAGGUUCUGCGAGAAUAAGCACUUUGCUUAUAUGUACAAGGAGAUAGAGCAGUGGGAUGAUUCGGGAGCCUUUGAGAAUUUCCAGAACGCAAAAUCAAGGUUCUCGUCUCAUUACCAUGGCCAGCCAUCCAAUAUACCUUUCCCCGACCCUGAUCUGUACAUUGACGAGGUCGACCACCGUUGUGAGGUCGACCCUGAGUUGCUAGCUGACCUGGACAAGGUAAGGGUACCAUUUGAGGUGGACAACGAGCCUGCCGUAGCUGCCAAUAACAGGUGUGCCCAGAACCAGUCAGGGAACUGGGACAUCUACCUAGAGAAGCCGACCGCUGAGGUGAACAAGUGGGAGGCGGCAGACAACUCGAGAUCCAACGCAGGUUGGGGAGCGAGUCAGGAGCCUCUGAGCGGCUGGAACAAAAUCAGCACCGGCUGGGGCGACGCCCUGGCGCAGCCCAGUUGGGCCAGCUCAGGCAACAACCAUCGCUCAUGGAAUAACUGGAACAGCUCACAUGGAGCAUCCAACAACAAUAACACAUACUACCAGGAUCCAGGCAGCGCAUAUGGCAGGAAAAGGAACAGCGGCGGCGGGUACUCGCAGCAGAGGAGCAGCAAGCAGAGGAACCAGGCUGAGAGCCACCACCAGAGGGGCAGAUGGCAGGAUCACCGGGACAGGGGGAGGCAUGGUGAGCGGUUCCCGUUUGACAAUAGGCCAAACGGGCAACGAGCCGAGCGCGGCUUCUGAGUUUGGUGGUGUGAAGGUGAGCGAGAAACUGUGGAAAUGUUUUGGUUUUAUGAUAAAUGAUGCGAGUUUCUAGUGUCUUUUGUAAUGGCUGGAUGUUGGGAAAAUGCUUUACCUGUAAUGAGGUAUGUCAGGUUCUGUUGCUGCUCUUU
Hordeum vulgare subsp. vulgare (domesticated barley) is the source of this 1325-nucleotide messenger RNA. RefSeq lists its product as uncharacterized. Lineage: Eukaryota; Viridiplantae; Streptophyta; Magnoliopsida; Poales; Poaceae. The record is from RefSeq and is a predicted model, not a curated record. Bases 274 to 1176 code for a protein of 300 amino acids. The transcript has 2 exons.